GUAAAAAUUAAAUAAUUUUUUAAAUUAAACUUGGUAGUCGAAAAUAGCGACUAUUCAUGACAAUGUAUUACGACCCCAAUGAUGAGCGACCAUAUAUGUACUUCGUUAAAUUACCUUUAAUCGAGCAGAAGUUUGCCAUAGGAUGUAAGAGCCUUCGUUCAGCAACUGUCGGCUAUAUAGUCGAUUUGGCGAAAGAUGUGGCCGAACGAACAAAAUUUACCUAUACGGAAGAGCCCACAGUCUACUGUACGGAUAUUGGGAAAAUUAUUGUUGAUAACACUGCGCUAGCUUUCUGCAUAUCGAAAGGAUAUGGUUUUGAGGUUUUCAACGGGGUACAGGCGGUGUUUAAGGUGCCAAGACAUGAGAGCAAGAUCAUCCCGGCCGCCAUCAACCCAGAUAGUUAUUAUACUUAAUUUUCUAAAGACAUAAUAUUAUUAACAAUAACAAUUUUGAUUUG
Molecule: messenger RNA, 457 nt
Organism: Drosophila grimshawi
Lineage: Eukaryota; Metazoa; Arthropoda; Insecta; Diptera; Drosophilidae
Exons: 3
Coding region: 57-413 (118 amino acids)
Source: RefSeq, a predicted model, not a curated record